AAAUUUACGCAUAAUUACUGAACAGUUCUGUUAAAACUAUACAGUGAAUACAUUUCAACCUAACUGAAGGUAAUCAUGGCGUCGCAUAAAAUCAUGCGAAAAAUAAUAACGUCUUCACUGAGCCCAAAACCCGUUGGCCCAUACAACCAAGCAGUACUUGUCGAUCGUACUGUGUAUUUAUCCGGAGUUCUCGGUAUGGAUAUUAAAAGUCAGAAACUCGUCGAAGGAGGUGCUGCUGCUGAAGCGCGCCAAGCUCUUAUAAAUAUGGGACAUAUUUUGAAAGAAGCUGGAUCCGGUUAUGAUAAAGUGGUCAAGACAACAAUUUUGUUAAACAAUAUCAAUGAUUUCGCUGGUAUAAAUGAAGUUUACAAAGAAUUUUUCACGGAAAACUACCCAGCCCGAUCAACAUAUCAAGUUGGAAAGUUACCUAUGGGGGCACAGAUUGAAAUUGAAGCUAUUGCUGUUACUGGUGAAGUAGAAACAACUUCGAUGUUAUAAAUUAAGAUUAUUGUGUGAAAGUUUUGUAUAUUAAAAGACCAUAUUUGAAUGUAUAUUUAAAAUUUGUAAUAUUAUAUUAAAUAUGGAUUCUUUAUUGUUUGUUUACUCGAAAUAUCUAACCUAUACAUAACGCGU
Molecule: messenger RNA, 633 nt
Organism: Colletes gigas
Lineage: Eukaryota; Metazoa; Arthropoda; Insecta; Hymenoptera; Colletidae
Gene: UK114
Product: 2-iminobutanoate/2-iminopropanoate deaminase
Exons: 5
Coding region: 76-498 (140 amino acids)
Cellular component (GO): cytosol
Molecular function (GO): deaminase activity
Source: RefSeq, a predicted model, not a curated record